Molecule: messenger RNA, 4587 nt
Organism: Nanorana parkeri
Lineage: Eukaryota; Metazoa; Chordata; Amphibia; Anura; Dicroglossidae
Product: protocadherin gamma-B1-like
Exons: 4
Coding region: 4-4587 (1527 amino acids)
Biological process (GO): homophilic cell-cell adhesion
Cellular component (GO): plasma membrane
Molecular function (GO): calcium ion binding
Source: RefSeq, a predicted model, not a curated record
AAAAUGAAAAGGACUGAAAUAAAAAAACAGAUACAGACAUACAAAGGAUUCAGAUGGCAAGUAAUAUUUUCCUUCCUAAUUUCCUGUCUCUGUCAUUCAGUCUCAGGUCAGAUUCAUUAUUCCAUUGUAGAAGAAAUGAGAAAAGACUCUUUUAUAGCAAAUAUUGCAGAUGAUCUGGAAUUAGAUAUCAAUUCACUCUCAUCUAGAAAAAUGAGAAUUGGAUCACGUGUAGCAGAUAAAUAUUUUUAUGUGAAUGGUGAUAAUGGCAAUCUGUAUGUUAAGGACAGGAUAGAUAGAGAGACUUUGUGUGAGGCAGAAGCUACCUGCUUCCUAACCUUUGAUGUUGUGGUUCAAAAUCCCUUAAAUAUUUUUAGAGUCACAAUAGACAUUCAGGAUAUAAAUGAUAAUCCUCCAGUUUUUUAUCUUGACUCAUUUACAUUUGAAGCAAUUGAAUCAAUACCACCAGGGACAACCUUUGCUUUACAAAAUGCAAAAGAUCCAGAUUUUGGUAUUAAUUCAGUCCAGAUAUAUAAGCUUAGUGACAACAAACAUUUUGCACUGAGUGAGAAAAUCAAUUCAGAUGGAAGUACAUUUCUUGAGCUUGUGCUAGAAAAACCUUUAGAUCGAGAAUAUCAAAAUGUGCAUGAAUUUUUAUUAUCAGCUACUGAUGGAGGAAAACCUAUGAGAUCUGCCACUGCAUUGGUGAAGAUCAUUGUCACAGAUGCUAAUGAUAAUUUUCCAGUAUUUACACAGACAGUGUAUAAAGCCAGCACAAGUGAAAAUAUGCCAAUUAAUACUUCAAUAAUUACAGUGACUGCUAGUGACAAAGAUGAAGGAAUAAAUGCACAAAUAAACUAUUCUUUCAUUGAAACAUCAGGGAGUGUACACCAUACAGGAACUUUCUGCAUUAAUCCAAAGACUGGUGACAUCAAAAUAUAUAAGAAGCUAGAUUUUGAAUUGACAAAACAUUAUGAACUUUCAGUACAAGCAAAAGAUGGAGGUGCCCUUACAGCUCAUUGUAAAGUUUUGAUAGACAUCAUAGAUGAAAAUGAUAAUGCUCCUGAGAUAUCCAUCACUUCACUCUUUUCUCCUGUCUCAGAAGAUUCUACACCUGGAACAGUAAUAGCUGUAAUUGAAGUUGAAGAUCAAGAUUCUGGAGAAAAUAGAUACAUUGAUUGCAAGCUAAUGAAACAACCUUUAUUUAGCUUAGUUAUGUCAUCUGAUAAUUAUUAUAGAAUUGUUACAACAGGUGAACUAGAUAGAGAGAAAGUAUCCAGUUAUGAUAUCACAAUUGUAGCUACUGACAGGGGAUCUUCUCCACUUUCGAGCAGAAAAACCAUCAGACUAAACAUAUCCGAUGUUAAUGACAAUCCACCAGUAUUUAUGACAUCUUCUUUUAUUGUUAACAUACUAGAGAACAAUUUACAAGGUGUCUCAGUAUACAAUAUCCAAGCUUCUGAUCCUGAUGCUGCAGAAAAUGCCAAAAUUACUUAUUCGAUAUGCAACAUUGAUGCAGAACAUUUCACCGCGUCUUAUAUUUCUAUCAAUAUGGAGACUGGAGUGCUUUAUGCUCAGAAAACUUUUGAUUUUGAGCAACACAAGGAUUUUUUAAUAGAAGUAAUUGCUACAGACAAUGGAUCACCAUCUCUGAGUACCAACACAACAUUACUUAUCAAUAUAGUGGAUCAGAAUGAUAAUGCACCAAGAAUCCUGUUUCCAUCCCCAGGAAGUGGUGGGCAUGAUCCAUUUGAAAUGGUUCCUUUCACAGCUGAACCUGGUUCUUUAAUAACAAAGGUGGUUGCAGUGGAUGAAGACUCGGGACAUAAUGCAUGGCUUUCCUAUCAUUUUAUGCAACUGUCAGAAUCAUCAGUUUUUGUUAUUAAUAAAAAUACAGGAGAAAUUAGGACAUCACAUAUCUUUCAGGAGAAGGAUAUGCUGAAUCAGAAGGUUGUGGUGAUGGUUAGAGAUAAUGGGAUUCCACCUCUCUCAGCCACAGUCACCUUAAGCCUCAUUGUUGCAGAUAGCUUUCAGCAGAUUGUUCCAAAACUCAGCAAUCAGCUUACCAAUGAUGAUCAUCAGUCACACUUGCAAUGGUACUUGGUAGUUUCUUUAGCAUUAAUCUCUUUCUUGUUUAUUAUAACUGUUAUAUUGGUUAUUGUAUCAAAAUGCAAAGAGCCAAAACCAUUACCAAACUUUGGAACUUUAACUUCAAGUCUGUAUCCUCCAGCUGAUCCCAGGAUACUAUCUAUGUAUAGUGAGGGAACUUUGCCCUUACCCUACUCAUACAAUGUUUGUGUGGCCUUGGACCCAUCUGAGAGUGACUUUGGUCUUGUAAAUUCAAAUCAAAAUAUACCUGUGGAUAAUCUCAUUGACACAGAUUAUUCAGGUCUGGAAAAUGAGAGUUUUAAAGAAAUACUUCCAUCUACUGGAGUUAGCACCACACCUCCCGGCCGCCCCAUAAUAUCCAGUAUUGAAAGCCUCACCAGUGGCCUUUCCCGCUAUGUGGACAGCUUCUUACAACCUAUCGUUACCACACUACCGUCCUACCUUAGAGACUCUGGGCAUCUCAUCGAAGCUUUACGCCCUUACUCCUGGGAACCCUCAUACCAUUGGGUCUCCCUCGACAUUUGCUCACGCUAUACUUCCAUCCCUCAUGAAGUAGGCCUACAAGCGCUACAACCUUAUCUAUCCCAACAAACAGAUGUCCACUAUAAGCAGGCACAAUUCAUCCUCAAUUCCACCAAGUUCACCCUUGAGCAUAACUACUUUACCUUCCUAGAUAAUUUUUACCUCCAGAUCCAAGGCACAGCCAUGGGAGCCAACUACGCCCCAAGCUAUGCAAACCUGACCAUGGGACUCUGGGAGGAAUUCCACAUUUGGCACCUCAUCUUUUUUGGCCGUUACAUAAAUUACAUUCUCAUAAUCUGGGAUGGCCCACCGGACACUAUCCAGGACUUCGUGGCACACUGUAACACCAACCCCUCGGGUCUAAGUUUCACCCAUGUCACCGACCAGCGCAGCUUGGUCUUCCUAGACCUAGAACUCACACACUCCGAAGGUAAAAUCAUCACCAAAACACACUUCAAACCUACUGCUGGCAACUCAUAUCUCCACUUCAAGAGUUGCCACCACCCCCUCUGGAAGCGCAAUGUCCCCAAAGGCCAAUUUUGCAGGAUCAGCAAGAAUUGCACCAAUAAAGAGGAUUAUGUACAACAAAGCCACAUCCUGAAAAGCAAAUUUCUCGAAAAAGGCUACCCAAAACACCUCAUUACCAAAGCCCAGGAUCAGUUCAUUAAAAUGGUCCCCAAACCAUCACCUAAGAAACCGGUCGAGGAACACCCCAAAAAACAGCCCGCUUCAUUACCCCAUUCAAUAACAGUUACAAGGCCAUUGAAGCCAUCCUCCACACCGCCCGCGGCUCGCGCCGCAACACCCGCACUACAGGCUUCCCCAGCAAACGCCUGCAGGUCACAGCUCCGUCAGACUGUCAGAAAGCCACGGCUGCUGAACACUCUGUCACUCCGGCGCCUCCAUCGCUCUCCAGUCCCCCCAUCCUGGACACCACGUCGCUCCACCUCUUCACAGCACCUGCCAUCAGAGGACACCUGUGCCAGCAACCGUCCUGAGGACCACCCCACGGCCCACCGCCCAGGCACAACUCUGGCCGCACCGUCAUCGCUGAGAGUCGCCCUUCAGUAUCCCCACGUACAAGCAAAAGAUGGUGGUGCCCUUGCAGCCCAUUCUAAAGUGUUAAUAGAAGUCAUAGAUAAAAAUGAUAAUGCUCCUGAGAUAUCCAUCACUUCACUCUUUUCUCCUGUCCCAGAAGAUUCCAUACCAGGAACAGUAACAGCUCUAAUUGAAGUUGACGAUCAUGAUUCUGGAGAAAAUCGAAACAUUGAUUGCAAACUAAUAGAACAGCAUUUAUUCAAUUUGCUAUUUUCAUCUGAUAGUUAUUAUAGAAUUGUUACAAUAGAUGACAUGGACAGAGAAAGGGCAUCCAGUCAUAAUAUCACAGUUGUGGCUACUGACAAAGGAUCUCCCCCACUUUCCAACAGAAGGACCAUCAAACUGGAUAUAUCAGAUGUUAAUGAUAAUCCACCAGUAUUUAUUAAAUAUACUUAUGCUGUGUAUAUACCACAAAACUAUUUUCCAGGUGUCUCAAUAUAUAGUGUACAAGCUUCUCAUCAUGAUGCUGGAGACAAUGCUAAACUUAUUUAUUCAAUAUUCAGUAUUAAUGCAGAAGAUUUCCCAAUGUCCUCUUAUCUUUCCAGCAAUAUGGAGACUGGAGCACUUUAUGCUCAGAAAUCUUUUGAUUUUGAGCAACACAAAGAGUUUUUAGUACAAGUAAUUGCUACAGACAAAGGAUCACCAUCUCUGAGUAGCUACACAACUUUAGUUAUCCCUAUUGUGGAUGUGAAUGAUAAUGCCCCAAAAAUCUUAUUCCCAUCAGCACAAAUUGAUGAGCAGGAUCCAUUUGAGAUGGUUGUUUUCACAGCUGAGCCUGGUUCUUUAAUAACAAAGGUGGUUGCAGUGGAUGAAGACUCAGGACAUAACGCUUGGCUUUCCUAUCAUUUCAUACAUAUUUGA